Messenger RNA from Cephus cinctus (wheat stem sawfly), 3376 nucleotides. RefSeq names its product coatomer subunit beta (gene betaCOP). Gene Ontology annotation, cellular component: COPI vesicle coat; cytoplasm. Gene Ontology annotation, molecular function: structural molecule activity. The coding region runs from base 500 to 3376 and encodes 958 amino acids. Gene Ontology annotation, biological process: endoplasmic reticulum to Golgi vesicle-mediated transport; intra-Golgi vesicle-mediated transport; intracellular protein transport. The record is from RefSeq and is a predicted model, not a curated record. NCBI's taxonomy places the organism in Eukaryota, Metazoa, Arthropoda, Insecta, Hymenoptera, Cephidae. The transcript is spliced from 10 exons.
CAAACGACGCGUUCGUAUUCACGUUUUGCUCGGCUACGACGGAAUUCGCAUUGUCGACGGUGUCGAUGAUCACAAUACGCUACUUCCAGACUCGCCGUUAUGCAUUGUGCAUCUCUCUACUCAUCUCUGUUGUAUCUACUGCCGAUAUAUCUGCAACAAUAAGAAUAUAUAAUGAUUAAUAAAGUGUCACAGGAAGAUUCUGAUUGGGAGGGAAACAUGGAAGUUCAUGAACUUGUGGUGUAAUGGCGACCUCAUCUCCGUUUCGUAACACAGCAUUGAACAAUGGUCAUAGCCAUUGUUGAACACUAGCGCUAUUCCUACAAUAUGGCCAAGCAUUCACUUAGCAUUUGACACGUAUGUCGUUCUAUCUCGUUUGAGAAUUUUAAAUGCUGAUUGUAUAUAUACUGUUGUCGAUUCUAUAAUUCUACAUAAAUUAAAUUGAAAAUCAGAUUUAAAAAUACUGAGAUAGUGUGGAAAGCUAGAAGAUCAAGUUUUAAAAAUGAGUUCUGUUGUGGAACAACCUUGUUACACCCUUAUAAAUAUACCUUCGGAUGCAGAGCCAUUAAAUGAGCUCCAGUUAAAGCAAGAUCUGGAGAAGGGCGAUGUGAAUGUUAAGGUUGAAGCCCUGAAGAAGACCAUCCAUAUGAUAAUAAGCGGAGAGAGACUUCCUGGUCUUUUGAUGACCAUUAUACGAUUUGUCCUACCUCUACAGGACCAUACGAUCAAGAAACUCCUCCUUAUAUUUUGGGAAAUUGUCCCAAAGACUUCGCCCGAUGGGAAACUCUUGCAGGAGAUGAUUCUUGUUUGUGACGCUUACAGAAAAGAUCUUCAACAUCCAAAUGAAUUCGUUAGAGGAUCUACUCUAAGGUUUUUAUGCAAAUUGAAAGAGCCUGAAUUACUGGAACCCCUUAUGCCUGCCAUCACAGCCUGUUUGGAGCACCGUCAUUCGUAUGUACGUCGAAACGCAGUCUUGGCGAUCUUCACCAUUUACAGGAACUUUGAGUUCCUUAUACCUGAUGCACCGGAACUGAUCGCCAAAUACUUAGAGGGCGAACAAGAUAUGUCCUGCAGACGGAAUGCCUUUCUAAUGCUGCUACAUGCUGAUCAAAGUAGAGCUUUAUCAUAUUUGGCGGCUUGCUUGGAUCAGGUUCCUAGUUUCGGGGAUAUUUUACAGUUGGUCAUUGUUGAGUUAAUCUACAAGGUAUGCCAUGCAAAUCCAUCAGAAAGAGCACGUUUUAUCAGAUGCAUUUAUAGUCUACUGAAUUCCCCAAGUGCUGCAGUUCGCUACGAAGCUGCUGGUACACUGGUUACGUUAUCCAGCGCUCCAACUGCAAUAAAGGCUGCUGCAUCUUGCUACAUAGAAUUAGUCGUCAAAGAGAGUGAUAAUAAUGUCAAACUAAUUGUUCUGGAUAGGCUGAUUGCAAUGAAGGACAGUCCUGCACAUGAAAGGGUUCUCCAGGAUCUCGUCAUGGACAUACUCCGUGUUCUUGGUUCUCCGGCAUUGGAAGUUCGCACGAAGACCCUCGCCUUGUCUAUGGACCUGGUGACCAGUCGUACCAUCGAGGAAAUGGUCCAACUUUUAAAGAAGGAAAUCCUGAGAACUGCUGGCGGGGAACAUGAGGAUGCUGGGAGAUAUCGUCAACUCCUAGUGAGAACUCUCCAUGCCUGUUCCAUCAAAUUCCCUGAUGUAGCUGCUACUGUGAUUCCAGUAUUAACAGAUUUCCUGUCUGAGAAUAACGAGGCAGCUGCAACUGACGUCCUGGUCUUUGUCCGGGAAGCGAUCCAGCGUUUCGAAUCUCUACGCCCAUUAAUAAUCGAGAAGCUUCUGGAAGUCUUCCCUCAAAUACGUUCAGUAAAAGUACACCGUGCAGCACUAUGGAUCCUGGGUGAGUAUGCAACUUCGAAAGAGGAUAUAGAAGCAGUGAUGAGCCGCAUCAGGACUGCCCUGGGCGAGUUACCUUUGGUGGAAGCUGAAAAUAAAAGACAAGCUGGUGAGAAACCUCCGGAGGACGGAAAUACUCCUGCGACGCCAGCACAGCUUGUAACUUCCGACGGAACUUAUGCGACCCAAAGUGCUUUUAGCACAGCUUCAUCUGGCAAAAAGGAAGAGAAACGUCCAGCUCUAGUUCAGUAUAUGAUGGAAGGAGAUUUCUUUAUUGGCGCUUCUUUGGGUACAACCUUAUCUAAGCUGGCACUGCGUUACAAGAGUCUGGAAAAAAAUGCUAAAAAGAGUAACCGAAUGCAAGCAGAAGCAAUGCUAGUUAUGUCCAGUGUACUACAAUUAGGACGAUCCGGGUUACCAAGCAAGGCUAUGACCCAUGACGACACUGAGAGGAUAUCUCUAUGCCUGAGAUCAUUGGCUUGCCCAACUCCUUUGAUACAGAAUGUCUUUACCGAGGGUUGCCGCACGGCCCUUGGUCGAAUGUUGGCUGCCAAGGCUGAGGAGGAUUCUCAAAAUCAAAAGGCUAAGGAGAAACCAGGAAGUAUCGUUCAGGUAGAUGAUGCCAUACAAUUCUUACAACUGAGCCGAAGUUCUGAUUUGACCGGAGGAGCUGGUGAUGUUUUCGAACAAAGUCUAAGUGCAGCGGUUGCUGGAAGACCUGGUUCAGGUGGAGACGCACCAACUCCUAGCGCCUUGAGCAAAGUUACCCAGCUCACAGGUUUCUCAGAUCCGGUAUAUGCCGAAGCACUCGUUCACGUCAAUCAGUACGACAUCGUUCUGGACGUUCUGAUCGUUAACCAGACCGAGGACACACUGCAAAAUUGUACCCUGGAAUUAGCAACAAUGGGAGAUCUGAAACUGGUCGAGAGACCACAGCCUAUAGUGCUGGCGCCCCGAGAUUUCGCAAGCAUCAAAGCGAACGUUAAAGUAGCUUCGACGGAGAACGGCAUAAUAUUUGGAAACAUAGUAUAUGACGUCUCUGGCGCUGGAUCAGAUAGAAGCGUCGUUGUCCUUAAUGAUAUUCACAUUGACAUAAUGGAUUACAUAGUGCCAGCUACAUGCACCGAUGCGGAAUUCCGCCAGAUGUGGGCAGAAUUUGAAUGGGAAAACAAAGUAUCCGUGAAUACAAGUCUUUCGGAUCUAAGGGAGUAUCUGGCGCAUCUGCUGAAAUCUACGAAUAUGCGUUGUUUAACGCCUGAAAAGGCACUUUCCGGACAGUGUGGCUUCAUGGCGGCAAAUAUGUAUGCAAAAUCGAUAUUUGGCGAGGAUGCCCUUGCAAAUUUGUCUAUUGAGAAGCCGUUGAAUAAACCUGACGCACCUGUCGUUGGCCAUAUACGGAUUAGAGCUAAGAGUCAAGGUAUGGCCCUGUCUUUGGGUGAUAAAAUCAAUACUGCGCAAAAGGAAUCACAGAAUAAAGUAGUGCAAGCGGCCUGA